CACAAACACACAAACACAGAUCCUCAUCCUUCAUUCCUCCUGUAUAGACAACGCAAGGCACGAGUUUAGUUCGCACACGGACGUACUCCAUUGCUCGCUCGGAAAGCUAAUUUGUGAUGGGCCGCCACAGCAGCAGCAGCAGCAGCGGCAAGCCCGAGGCCGGCGGCGAGCAGUACCGCAAGGAGGAGAAGCAUCACAAGCACAUGGAGAAGCUGGCCAAGCUCGGCGCCGUCGCCGCCGGAGCAUACGCAAGGCACGAGAAGCACGAGGCGAGGAAGGACCCGGAGCACGCAAGGUCGCACAAGAUCAAGGAGAAGAUCGCCGCCACGGUCGCCGCCGGCAGCGCAGGCUUGGCGAUCCAUGAGCACCACAAAAAGAAAGAGGCCAAGAAACACGCCCGUCAUGGCCACCACCACUGAUACACAUACACUCAUGGAUGCAAAUGCACACGUAGACCCUUGCUAGCUAUCUUAUAUGUACGGCCGGUUACAUUCUUUCAUUUUAUUGUCUUGUUCCAUAGUACUGUGGUUGGGUAUGUGGUUGUGCAACCCAACGACCCGAGUUCAAUUCCCAGAAUUGACAGGUGAUGUACAGGGAUUUUUCCCCAUUUAUUGAGGACCAAGCUUGAUGUGUGGUGAAACCACUCAUCAAGAAAUAUCUUGAUACUCAUUUAAAAAAUUCUGAGGACCAUGUUUA
This is a messenger RNA of Triticum aestivum (bread wheat), 696 nucleotides long. Its product is annotated as abscisic stress-ripening protein 1. The record is from RefSeq and is a predicted model, not a curated record. Bases 117 to 419 code for a protein of 100 amino acids. NCBI's taxonomy places the organism in Eukaryota, Viridiplantae, Streptophyta, Magnoliopsida, Poales, Poaceae. The transcript has 2 exons.